This is a messenger RNA of Microcebus murinus (gray mouse lemur), 1756 nucleotides long. The record is from RefSeq and is a predicted model, not a curated record. Lineage: Eukaryota; Metazoa; Chordata; Mammalia; Primates; Cheirogaleidae.
UCUUCACGCGUUCCUUUCUCACUCAGGUGUGGACGGCUUGCUAUGUUUGGCCUCAAAGGAAACACGGUAAUGAAACCCAGCCUCAAUGGUGGGAAGGCUGGGUUGGGGGCCGGCAGUGGCGACGCUGUCCCCCCGGGAGGGCAGCUUUUGGCUACACAGGAGGCUACGGCCCGCCAAGAUGUAGGGGGAGGGGAAGCCCGCGCAGUGAUUGAUGGAAGUCCCAGAGGAAGCCCCAGCGUCUCCCUCACGCCAGAUGCCUGGAGGGUUGUGCGGCCGGCACCCAUUGGUGCCGAGGUCACCGAUGUCACCACCACCCCUGGGAGGCUGCUGUUCUUCCCGCCCACUCGUCGCAUGUUGCAGCCUGAGGGGAUGGAAGCCUCAGCCGCCGACGCCAUUGUGUCGCCCGAAGAUGAGGUGGAGGGGUGUGAGCCGGAGCCUCUCAGGAUGCCAGCGGCCAGCCAGCCCUUGCUGGAGUUGGUCGGAGAGGCCAGUAAUGGCCCCAGCACGGAUGGUUCACUACCCUCGAUGCCACCCCCAGCACAGGAGGAGGACGACGAGUUGUACUGGCAGUCUCUGGAGAUUAUCUCUCGAUACUUUCGGGAGCAGGCAACCGGCACCAAGGAUGCAAAGCCAAUGGGCAAGUCUGGGGCCACCAGCAGGAAGGCACUAGAGACCUUACGACGGGUCGGGGGCGGUAUUCAGCGCAAACACGAGAUGGCCUUCCAAGGCAUGCUUCGGAAACUGGACAUAAAAAACGAAGAUGAUGUCAAAUCGUUGUCUCCAAUUAUGGUCCACGUUUUCAAUGACAGCGUAACAAACUGGUGCAGGAUUGUGACUCUAAUUUCUUUUGGUGCCUUUGUGGCCAAACACUUGAAGAGCAUAAACCUGGAAAGCUGCAUCGACCUAUUAGCAGAAAGUAUCACAGGCAUUAUUGUAAGGUCAAAACGAGACUGGCUAGUGAAACAAAGCGGCUGGGAUGGGUUCGUGGAGUUCUUCUACUUAGAGGAUCUAGAAGGCAGCCUCAGAAGUGUUCUGCUGGCUUUUUUACUCUUUGCUGGAGUAGGAGCUGCUUUGGCAUAUGUAAUAAGAGCCUUUAAGUGCAGUUUUUGACUUCUAACCAGCAACAGCCACCAGAACCACGUACAUCUGUCAAAUCAAAUGCAUUAAUGAAGUCGAACUUAAAGCUGCCCAGGCUGUGACCUCCAAGGGUUCCACGCUAGCAACAUAGCCAGAAAAGCAAGUGGCAAGAGGAUUAUGGCUAACAAGAAUAAAUAAAUAGGAAAAGUAGUCCCCCUUGAUUGAAGGGUCACUGUCUGGAAGAAGAAAAGUUCAGUUUCAGCAACAAGCAAACUUUGGGAGGCCACGGAGGAGGACUUUUAGAUUUAGUGAAGAUGGGGUGGAAAAACCUAUAUCCUUGUUGAGAACAGGAGAGUGGCCAGUAGCCAGGCUAGUCAUAGAAUUCAUUAAAUAUCCCCACAAAUUAAUUCAUGGACUUGGGUGAAUGUUCAGGACUUUUAUACCUAUCUUAUGUUGGCUUGGUUUGAAUGAUUCUUAGUUUAAUUAGCCUAGUACUGGUCAAGAAUACUUGACUUAAGGCUUAAUAAUUUGUUACAGAUAUGGAAUAUCCUCAGUUUUUAGGACAAAAACAACUUGUAAAUGUAUUUGUCUGUAAAAAUACUAUAUAUUUUUACAGAAAGUCUAUUUCUUGGGAAAAUAAAGCAGGGGCAAGUCUCAAAUUAGUUUUUUUCAUACCCUU